AUGAGGCGUGACGCCGCUUACUGCCUUUUCUGCUUCACGCUUGCUCUGUCUCUACCCGUACGCGGCAGCGAGCGCUUCUACAGUGAUAAAUCUCAAGAGCCAUAUCAGCAGCACCGCCAGCCCGCGGGCUUGAACUCUCCAGGCGUUUUGGGACCCUCCGCCGGACUCUCCCCUGUUCCAGAGGGUCCUGAGGGAGCUUCCUCUGGGGUUUCCUCGAGCCCCUUCGGCCCCCCUACCCCUUCCCACAGCAAUCCCAGCCCCCGGUACAAUUUGCUUGACAAGCUCUCCACAAAGUUGUACGAAACAACUGAUCUUUCUUCCGAUGAAUCCACACAAGAUGACCACUCCGUCUCGGACGACGCAUGGAGUACUGCCGUUGAGCCAGCCGAGGAAGACCCGGUGACAGACGCGGACUUGAAUUGUGCCCCCAGCAAGUUCUUAUCCCCCGUGGGCCAUGCACGGUCAAUAGGGGAGGCCUCGGAGUUGUUGCUGGCCUUCAAGGCCUUCGCAAAACAGUCGGCAGCAGCAGCAGCAGCGCACAAAAAGAAAAAGAUGCUCAUCUUCGUCACUGCAGGCACCGGCGAGGAGCUCAUUGGUAACCGGCAGAUUUCACAGAGAUUGGUGGUGCAGCCCACAGUGCGCAAGAAACGCACGGGUUUUUUCAACCCGAGCGACGGCGUGGCGGAGCUGAGCGACGACGGCCGACUGCAGGUGGAGCUAUUGCACGAACUGUUCACACGAUUUGUAAAGCAAACGAAGGACUUGCCUGCAGAGCAGCGGCGGCAGGCUUGCGUGGACGUAUUCCUGACCUCUACGCUUCAGUCAGGAGUUGAGACGUGUCUCGAGGUUUUCACGGGGAUCCUGGAGCCUCUUUCUUGCCAUGGAGGAACCACUUCCAGCCCUUUGGCCUCAUCUCAUGCAGACGGCUACCUUUGCUCCAGUGUCCGCUUCGUGACGAUUCCCCAUCUUCGCGAGGUUGUUGAGACGGCUGGAGACAUAGGCGAGUCUCUGCCUGUUGUCUUGAAGAAAACAAAAAACCUUCGGGUGCAAAACGGGUUUCAGAGAGAUGUGUUCGAUUGUAUUGUGGCAAAUUACGGAAUGUGGUGGAAAAAGCAGCAGCUGGGGGCUCUAGGAACCCCAAGGCCCCACGGGUUUCCAGGGGGCCCCCGCCCAUCAGGCUCACUCGAUGUUGCUGUAGACACGGGGUUUCCCGGAGGCCGCUCUGUUGGGGGCCCUGUGGAGGCGCAGUUGGCAGCCCUGGAAGCUGCCGUUGGGGGCAAGAGCGUGGACACGGCAGCGCUGAAGUUUAUGGAAGAUUUGGAUCGUCUGUCUUACCCUAAGGGAUUUCAGUGCUCGCGACGGCUCGACAAUCUGGUGCGUACAUUUUCGUUCCUGAAAGAGUCAGCGCGGCAGGAGCCCUCUGUGCAGCGGGCAGUGUGGGCCAUGCCAGAGGAAAUGGAGAGUGACUACGUAGAGUCCGACGGAAGCGUGUUGCGCAGAGGCCUCUCGCUGCUGCGUUCACUGUGUGCUGUCCAAACGGCCUCCCGUUUCCUGCUCACGUCUCAUCCUAAAUUUGUAGAAAGGCUCACAGGCCAGCCUAUGGACAACGGAGAGCUCAUGGCUUUCACCUUGGAUUGUUCUGCGCUGUCAAAGAGCCUCCAAGAGGCAGGUUUCAUUCCUUGGGAGGAACAUAUGCAGCACAAAGCCUAA
Molecule: messenger RNA, 1710 nt
Organism: Eimeria tenella
Lineage: Eukaryota; Apicomplexa; Conoidasida; Eucoccidiorida; Eimeriidae
Exons: 4
Coding region: 1-1710 (569 amino acids)
Source: RefSeq, a predicted model, not a curated record